Molecule: messenger RNA, 4415 nt
Organism: Cercospora beticola
Lineage: Eukaryota; Fungi; Ascomycota; Dothideomycetes; Mycosphaerellales; Mycosphaerellaceae
Gene: LRG1
Product: GTPase-activating protein LRG1
Biological process (GO): signal transduction
Source: RefSeq, a predicted model, not a curated record
UAGUCAGUCAGUCUCCAGUCGGCAUAGUUUAGAGCGGUUUCACCAUCUCCAUCUCCAUCGACCAUCACCGUCACUAGCACAGCACCGCCCUCCGUCCACGCCACCCUCCACACACCCGUGCUCAACGACAGCUCCGCUCGAUCAAUACCGCUGCGCGCACGGUGCUGGCCGCCGCACGAGCCUUCUGGUCGCGCCGUCUUGCCAGUGCACCACCGAAUCCGCAAUCGCUGCUACGAGACCGCCCCCCGUAACUUGCAGCGCCGCUUGAAUCACCCGCGCAGCCUGCCAUCUACAGCGCUGGCCACCCCUCUUGCGUCCCCGUGGCAGUGUGCGCACUGUUGGCAGGACUGCGCAACGACCGCUUGUGCCAGCGCCGCCUCGCGCAGGCAUGGCGGUGCCCACAGACAACGACCGGCCGCCGGGCAAGCAGCAAAGCUCCCAUGAUGACGAGAACAGUGGCAGGCAGAACGCGUCCCCACCAGGAAAUGGCCAGACCGAGCUCGCACUCCGACCGCACGAACAGAAUGCGGUGGGUGGACUUGCGCCCGCACCGCAAGACAGGUCACGAACUUCUCUAGACAGACCGCACGAGCAUAGUAGCAAAGAGCGUUCCAAGUCAAAUGGACGAAGGCCAAGCGGACAGCAGCGAACAUGUGGGAAAUGCCAGAGGCAUUUGACCGGACAAUUUGUACGAGCGUUGGGCGACACAUAUCAUCUGGAAUGCUUCACAUGCCACGACUGCGGGAAGAUUGUCGCGUCGAAAUUCUUUCCCGUGCCAGAUCAACCGCCGAAUCAGUAUCCCCUCUGUGAGACCGACUAUUUUCGAAGACUGGAUCUGCUGUGCUAUGCCUGCGGAGGGGCUUUGCGAGGAUCAUACAUCACUGCGCUGGAACGCAAGUACCACAUCGAGCACUUCACGUGUUCAGUUUGCCCCACGGUCUUUGGUGCACAGGACUCAUAUUAUGAACACGAGGGCAACGUGUAUUGCCAUUACCACUACUCGACCAAAUUCGCGCAAAAGUGUAACGGAUGCCAGACCGCUAUCCUUAAGCAGUUUGUGGAGAUCUUCCGAAAUGGAGUGAAUCAACACUGGCAUCCCGAGUGCUACAUGAUACAUAAAUACUGGAACGUGCGCCUGCAUGCACCCCCACCUAAGGGCUCUGAAGAGGAACAGACUCUGGAGCAUCACAGGCAGAUCAAAUCUAGCAGCGAAGGUGAUGCAAGCGAAGAUCAACGGCGAACCGUCAGAACAGAAGAAGAGGCGGUGGAGUACAAAGUCCACUGGAUUUGGCAUACUUUGUCGACUUUUGAAGAGCGCUCCGCCACUCGAAUUUCCGACAUGUUGCUGCACGUCAGUAAUGGUGCAUAUAUGGAUGGAGUCGUCGCUGCCAAAAAGUUCAUAACCCACGUUGACCUACUCUUCGGAGCAGCCGAUGACCUGGACCACAGACUCCAAGUACGGCCGACUACGGGCGCAGACAAAACAGUGCGCACAUUUGAUGCUAUCGUGCAUCCGGGAUUGAGUUACAGCAGAGAAGCCAAGUUGCUGUGCAAGAAAGUAGUGGCUUUCUUCCAGCUUCUCGCUGAAAAUCAGGACAAUGGCGUUCGACGGCUGGGUGUUACGCAAGAGCUGCUCUCCCUCGUGACUGGUCUGGCACACUACUUAAAGCUCAUGAUACGGAUAUGUCUUUCAGGCGCUCUCAAGCUGGAACGAGAGACGUCCAGCGCAGAAGGACUGGAGGGUUUCUUGAAAGAUAUCAGCAAACUUGAUGAGAGGCUCGAUGCGGAAAGCCAACGAGAUUCAAGGGCUGAUGCUGAGGCCUACGUCGACAAAAGCGCAGACACAUGCGCAGUCUGUGAUAAGGCUGUCGAGGACAAGUGCUUCCGCCGAGACAAUCGCGUGAUCCACACGCAAUGUCUGAGUUGUGCCAAAUGUAACAAAGAUUUUGGCGACGAUACAGCAAAUGCACGAUGGAGCGAGCAAGGGCAGAAGGCGUGGUGUGAGAUUCACGCGCCCUCUGAUGCGACGACAGGUGGUUUCGUGGCCGUAUCACGCUUGCAGCAAUAUGUCCAUCUGCUUCGAGUCGCGCACGCACGGCUCCUCGCCACGUUAAGGACAAGCGGAGCGUUGCCACACACCAGCGACGACCCCAAUUUGCUCGGAUACGACUCUCGAGAGGGACAUAGCCUCGAUGGCCAGGAACAGCCUCCGCUACUACGUUCGAAUACAAGAUCGAGAUCGUAUGCUGGCAGGUCGCCCGGCCAAAGAAAUCAGGGCGAGCCCAGCUAUGAGGAUACGAUGGGAGACAUACGGCGCUUACGAAGCACCAGAAUGGACAAACACCUUUCGAAUGCCACCAAGAAGGCUCGCACAUCUCGAAUCAUCGAUGGUCCCGAAGGCAUGCGGCCAGGUUCGGCAGAUGGAGGCGAUAAUCGUCGCAAGAGCACAUUUCAAAUUAUCGAGGAUCGAGCUGCGCAAGGGGACUCUGUCACUCAACUCACGUUUGGCAAACAGGAUGCAAUGACUCUCGAUGACAUUCCGAGAAUUGUGCAAGCGCAACAAACGAGGGAACAACGACCAAAUGCGUCCCGAUACGCAAGACAGCCAAUGAUUCCACAGGACCCCGUGCCCAAGCUAGUCAACGGCCAUACCCGCGACUUUUCAGGAGAUGGUCAAGAGAAGCUGGAGACAAGGCCGCCUGGCACAAAGAAGUACUUCUCAGAACUGACAGCACUUGAGUACUUCAUCGUCCGUCAUGUCGCAGUUCUGUCCAUGGAGCCCUUGGUCGAAGGGCACUUCAACCAGGAAGAGCUGUUGGACCUCAUCGAGACCAGGAAGCAGAACUUCUGGAGCAAAUUCGGCAAGGCAUUCCAGGGUAAAGAGAAGAGACCUCGGGCUGCCAAGAAUGCCAUCUUCGGGAUUCCUCUGGAGCAGGUCCUUGAACGUGACUACGAGGAAAGUACUGAUGGUGUUGGCCCUGGCUCUUUGAAGAUUCCAUCAAUCGUCCAAGAGUGUAUUAGCGCCAUGAAGACCAUGGACAUGUCCGUGGAGGGCGUCUUCCGUAAGAACGGCAACAUCAAGCGACUUAACGACGCCAAGGAAGAGAUUGACGCGAAAGGCGCCGUGCAGGUUGAUCUGACAAAGGAGAACCCGGUGCAAGUUGCAGCGCUGCUCAAAAAGUACUUGCGUGAACUGCCCGACCCGCUGAUGACAAACAAGCUCCAUAAGCUAUGGACGACGUCCUCGCGCAUCGAAGACAACGAGAAACGGCGACGACUAUUGCACCUAACGUGCUGUCUCCUGCCUAAAUCGCACAGAGACACGAUGGAGGUCUUGUUCACCUUUAUGAAUUGGGUGUCAAGCUUCAGUCACGUGGACGAGGAGAGUGGCAGCAAGAUGGAUAUCCACAACCUCGCAACGGUCAUAACACCCAACAUCAUGCACAGCGGCAAGGAUGUCGUACCUGUAGAGGACAGUUUCUUGUCGAUCGAAGCUGUGCACAGCUUGAUAGAGUGCAACGAAAGCAUGUGUGAGGUGCCAGAAGAUCUUGCUAUGAUCUUGAACGACUCUUCGCUGUUCAGCAACAACGCAGAAAUCACGACGAAAGAGAUUCUGAAGCGCUAUGGCGACCGUGCAAAGGCGCCCACAGUCAAUAGCGGGCAUGUUGUCGCAGCACAAAACGGCACUACCUCGCCGCCAUCAUCUGCGCCAGUUGUCACGCGUGUCGACACUGAUCCAUAUCAGCAGAGCGCAUGGCAGAAUGAGAGCUCAGUCAGGCAUGUCGGCAGCGAUCGAGACCCGAUGACACCACCAACACUUCCAUAUGCGAACCCCAACGCAUCCACCGAGUCGCACGGCAGUCCAAACCGCGCGAGUCGUGCAGGCCCGCAACAACAACGACCUGUUGGCAUGGCAUAGGCGAGGUCUCGUCGCAGCAGAGCACAGCCCGAAACCUAGCCAGAAUCAAUACAGACUUUGGAAAUCACAAUAAGUGAAUCGGACACACCUGUUUGAGACCUUCAGAACAAGACAGGACAGACUCUUACGAAUCGUUUGCCGUCGACGCAGCGGCGCGGCGAUUAUUUGGCAUUCAGUCGGCCCGACAUGGGUCACGCGUGCACAGAGAAACACAAAAAUCAAGAGAGCAAUGAGGAAGAAGCGUGCCUGCGUCACCCUCUCUGCGCGUGGCUUUGGAUUUGUUUCGAGAGGGGGAGAAGAGAAUCGGAGUCUGGUGUACAUGUUGCCCGUGAGUGGGACAGAAAGCGUGACUCUUUGUUUUUGUUUUGUUUUGUUUUUGACUACCCCAUAUGAGUGAUGUAGCGGGUCUGUCUGCUCAAUCGGCGACAGAGAAGAAGAUGAAAAAGGCCAGUAGUGCUAGAAUAUAGCGCAUGUGAAGUAAGGAAAGCGCGCGAGU